AUUGCAUGUCCUGUCCCUUUGCACGCUAGGUGUUGUAAGCUUGCUGCUGCUUCGUUUAUUCCUGUUAUAGUAACUAGACAUUCCGUGCCAUCAUGAAGCAAGAAUUCAAACUCAGAAAUUAUAGACUUGACUACCCGGAUAUUAGCGUGUUUACAACCUCACCGUGGUGUUCACCGCUAAUCUUUAUUGUAUAUCGCUGUGUAAUGGCUCUUUACACGACAAUCUGGUCGAUCCUGGGAGUUAUCCUACGGCUGAAUGAUGGCGCCAAAUGGUUAAUUUUCCUAACGAACUGGAGCUAUACAUUCCUCAAUGUCCAUUUUAUAAUCUCCUUCAUCCUUUCUGCCUACUACCACUACGUUUACACUAAACGACGAGUUCUCGCAUGUGAUCAAAACGCCAAUGAAGAACCGGACAAACAGGAAAUGCAAGAAAUAGAGGGACAACUUCAAAACGACGGAAAUCCUGACAAACCUGAUUCUAAGUUGAGACAUCCCCGGAUGUUAAUUUUGACCUGCAAAGCAUCAUGGGCAAUAUAUAACGUUGCUGCUAACAUUGCGUUUUUAGUGACGGCCAUGUACUGGGCCUUUGACUAUGUCCCAGGCCAAUACGUGGAUGGAUCAAACGCUAAUGCGCAUGCGGUGAACAGCGUUCUAGUCAUAAUCGACGUCAUGGUGUGUAACGUACCGUUUCGUAUUUUUCACUUGAUAUACCCGUUGAUUUACGGAAUCGUGUACACGUCAUUCACAGUUAUCUACUGGGCUGCUGGAGGGACCAAUCACAAAGGGAAAAGCUACAUCUACGCCAUAUUGGAUUAUGAAAACAACGCAGGAUUAGCAUUCCUAAUGGCCGCCAUGUUUGUUUUUCUUGCCGUGCCCAUAUCCCAGUUCUUGGUUUACUGUUUGUAUAGAAUUAGAGUGUGGAUUGUCAAAAAACGACAAUUGUCUGCGCGGAACGAUCUUCAGAAGAUCUGAAUUAAGAUCAACAUGUCAUGGACAAAUUCUAAUCCCUGAUAUUUGAACACAGGGAGCUGUCACUCUAAAGAACUGGACCAUUUUUGCAUUCAUAUAUCGAACUCGAUUACAUUAGACAUAAAACCGCACUCAAUCAUUCACUCCUUUAAAAGCCUUUGCCUUCUCCUUUACGUAAGUUGAUCUUACCUAGUGUACUAUUUCGAGAUUCUUUCUUACUUUUCACUUCCUACCUUUUCAAUCUCAACAACAGUCCCUUUCCCUCAGUAAAUUGGCAUGGGAGACGAGGGUGGCUCCCUUCUCUCAUUCUGUUUUCUUUAAUCACUCAUUCAUUCGUUCAACUUUCAUUUAUGUUUGUAAAAAUAAACUAUUUCUAUAUUUUAAUUUUCUAUAAAGCUUUUACGCUGCGAGGAGAGUGUUAUUAACCCUACAUGACAUGAAAACACUCUUCUCGUAGGGUACUAUACAGAUUUAAUCCCUUCUCCUGUAGGUUAAUAGAAAACAAUGUGUUGUUUAUAUCAUUGACAUAAUUGUUCACAGAAAUAAAGUAAAAAAAACGUUUAAUGUUC
Molecule: messenger RNA, 1537 nt
Organism: Exaiptasia diaphana
Lineage: Eukaryota; Metazoa; Cnidaria; Anthozoa; Actiniaria; Aiptasiidae
Product: protein rolling stone
Exons: 2
Coding region: 93-971 (292 amino acids)
Cellular component (GO): membrane
Source: RefSeq, a predicted model, not a curated record